Drosophila melanogaster (fruit fly) is the source of this 1081-nucleotide messenger RNA. RefSeq names its product RNA polymerase I subunit F (gene Polr1F). The coding region runs from base 68 to 829 and encodes 253 amino acids. The transcript has 2 exons. NCBI's taxonomy places the organism in Eukaryota, Metazoa, Arthropoda, Insecta, Diptera, Drosophilidae. Gene Ontology annotation, biological process: DNA-templated transcription initiation. The record is from RefSeq and is marked reviewed. Gene Ontology annotation, cellular component: nucleus.
CCAGAUCGUCAGAUGUAAUUCAUGUGGUCGAUUCGAACCAAUAGUUUUAAUAGUUUAAGAUCUCGCAAUGGCCAAGAUACUGCAGAAAUACAUUAAAUUUUCGGUCAAGGAGCUGGAAAACUAUGCCAGCAGCCCGGAGUCAUGCGUGCGUUGCAUCACCACGGACAUGCACCUAGCAAUGGGCCCGUACGGCAUGGCCAAUUUCAAGCACGCGCUCCACGAGCUCCUUAUCCGUACCAAGGUGGGAUUCUAUGACUCGGGGCUCGACGGGAUCGUCCUCGGAAUCAAGAACAUCAAGGUGCUCGGUCAAACGGCGGGUCUACGCGCAGACGAUCCCACCAUGCAUCUGGUCAUAAAUGCGGACUUUUAUGUCUUCCGACCGAAGGCGGGCGCCAUUCUGAGCGGCGUGGUGCGACACAUCUCCAGGCACCAUGUCAGCGCCGUCAUUUACCGGGUCUUCAACACCUCCAUACGUUUCACAAACCAGAGUGCAAGUCGCGAGGACAUCGCCAUGGACCAGGAGAUCAAGAUCCGCAUAAAAAACUUCGAUAUCAGCAACUUGAUGCCUUACAUCGAGGGAGAACUAUUGCUAGAGAAUGGCGAAGCUCCAAAGAACAAAUCCAUUAAGUUUGGCAGUCCCCCACCGGAGGAGAAAGAAGUCAAGAAAGAGGACCCAGAUGAGAUGUUAGAUGCUCUUAUAACAGAAAUUAAGAAAGAACCUGAAUUCACGCCGAGAAAGAAAACUUCAACAAAACGCAAGAAUGGGGAAAACGGUGACACUACAAAGACGAAAAAAGUGAAAAAAGAAAUAAAAAGCGAGCCGAUAUAGCUUUAAAACCUUUCGUUUUUAACAUCUCUGUAUAUAGUACAAAUUAACAAUUACAUAAUGUCGAAAUGUACAAAUUCAAUGCUGAAUGGGGCCGAGUCUUUACGUAGUUUGCAAUGCUGCUAUAGUACCAAUAUUCGAUGUACAUAGCGUAUGUCUUAGAGGUACAAUACCUUAAAUAUGCUAACACACCUUACCGAUUGAUCGCCACUGCCAAUGGGGUCAGUUGGAUAUGGUUAAUUGAAAACAGUUUUU